AUGAGCCGCUCUGCGCUCCGAGAUGCUGCGGCGAUAGCAUCGACCAUCUGCCACAUCGCCAAAGACGUCGUUCUCUCUCCGGGCGGAUCGCGUGCCGCAGCGCCGCGCGGGCCUCUUCGUCCUUGGCCCACGCAGCAGGUAGGAAAGCAUGCCAGCGACGGUGCAAAUAGCUCGACAAGUGGCACUCCACCAGAUCAUCCCGGACUUUCCUCGAGCCUAGACAGUGCUGCCGGACCAGGCCCUGAGAGUCGUCCGACAGUUCGUCCAUGGCCCACCCGCACAGAAACUGCCAAGCCGACUGCUCCAAUAGAUGCCGCACCGGUACAAGAAACGCAGCCUCGGCAUCCUGUGCAACAAUCUCCUCCGCCCGAAACGAGAACGCCAGUCAUCGGCUCUCAAGACUUUGUGCCACCAAUAGCGCCCUCCGUGCCCAACUCCGUCGCUCUAGACCCAAGUCCUCCUCGAGUCGAUCCUGCGCCGCCAAAGGUCACGCAAGGCCCACCGAAACCGCCCAUACUGCCCUUCGAGGGCGAAGCAGCAACCAAUGAAGUGUCGUCUGUACCUCCGACACCGUUACCGCCGAAGCCAUCUGCGCCUGCCGAGCCUAUCCAUUCGGACAUCAUCAACGGCUCCGAAGAGUACGACGCCGUCAAAGAGUCCAAGCAUGUACCGCUUCGAGCUGCCAAGGUGCCUUCAUCACGCAUCGGCCGCUUGUUCCACUACGGUGGUCUUGGGGCUGGCCUGGCAUUUGGAGCGGCCGGAUCCCUUCUCCGCGGCGCCUCGUCCAGUGGCGCCGACGGUGCUGCGCCCAACAGCGUCUUCAUGUCGGAGCAAAAUGUGGCACGCCUCGUCGAUAAGCUCUCGACGAUGCGCGGAGCAGCCCUCAAGCUGGGACAAUUCCUCUCGAUCCAGGAGACCAAGCUGCUACCCCCACAGAUCGAGCAAGUACUGCUGCGAGUGCAGAACAGUGCCAACUACAUGCCUAUUUGGCAGAUGAACAAGGUCAUGAGCCAAGAGCUGGGCGGAGCCGACUGGCGCGAGCGCAACUUUAAGGAGUUUGACGACAUCCCCUUUGCAAGCGCCUCGAUCGGACAGGUGCAUUCGGCCGUGUUGCGCGACGACUUUCCUGAUGCCGAGCUGGCCGGUAAGAAGGUGGCUGUCAAGGUGCAGUUCCCCGGUGUGCUCGAGUCGAUCGACUCGGACCUCUCGUACCUUCGCUGGCUGGUGUCUGCAUCGGCGCUGCUACCCAAGGGGCUCUUCCUAGAGAACACGCUGCGUGUACUUGGCCGCGAGCUCAAGGACGAGUGCGAUUACGAGCGCGAGGCCGAGAUGGGUCGCCGCUUCCGUGCCAUCCUGCACGACUCGCGUGAGUUCGAGGUGCCCAAGGUGGUCGACAGCCUUUGCACGUCAAAAGUACUCACGACCGAGAUGAUGCGCGGUCGGCCGUUGAGCAUGGCGUCACGCUAUCCGCAGGCGACGCGCGAUCGCAUCGCCCAGUCGAUCCUCAACCUCUCGCUCUCGGAGCUCUUCCGCUUCCGUCUGAUGCAGACCGAUCCUAACUGGUCGAACUUCCUCUACAACGAGCGUACGGGCAAGAUCCAGCUGAUCGACUUUGGUGCUACGCGCGAGUACUCGAAAGAGUUCAUGGAUAAUUGGCUGCAGAUGCUCCAAGCGGCCGUUGCGAGCGACUACGAUUCGUGCCUCAUCUGGUCGAGAAAGGUUGGCUACCUUACGGGUGACGAGAGCGCUGCCAUGGAGCAGGCUCACGUCGAGUCCAUGAUCGCUCUUGGAGAGCCGUUCCGCCCGGACGCUCCGGAUCCGUAUCCUUUCGAGCAUCAGACGAUCACGGAUCGGGUCAAGGCGCAGAUCCCGCUCAUGCUGCGGGAGCGUCUCACGCCUCCGCCGCAGGAGACGUACAGUCUGAACCGCAAGCUCAGCGGCGCCUUUCUGCUGUGUGCGCGUCUCAAGGCGCACGUCAACUGUCGUCAGCUCUUUGAGCAGGUGGAAGCCGACUAUACCUUUGGCCCGCAGCCCUCCCAAAGCGUGACGGCCAGCAGCAGCGCGGCCACCACAACUUCCUUCGGCUCUGCCGAGCAGAGGAGGCAAUUCCACACCGCUUUCCGCAGAGCACGCGAGGAGCCGAGUUCGGUCGUUCCGAGACGAAAGCACGGCCGCAAUCUUCUGGACCGCUUCCCACGCUCCAAAGUCGUGCUCUCGGACGAAGCCGCUACUCCCUCGCAGGGCUCGUCCGAGAUCGGCGACAGGGUCGAGUCGCUUGCCGCAGCGCCUACAGCCUCGCCCUCGAUGCUAGUGACGCCCGCCAACGCAGUGGAAGCGAACAGCACCGAGGGCAUCGACGUGGCCCGCGGCGCAACACCGGCCGAGGUCACGCCCACGCCGGCUGCGACUGCGGCAACACCGGCAGCCAACGUCAGCAUGGGUCCCACAACGAUCCGGGGCAUCGUGAUCCCGCUCAAGCCUCCCCCGCCUGGGCCCGAGGAAUGCUGCAUGUCAGGUUGCGCGCACUGUGCCUACGACAUCUACGCAGAGGAUCUGGAAGACUUUCAUUCGCGCCUCUCGUCGGUGCGCACCCAGCUCACCCAGCUGUCACCUGCCGUCACGCGCGACGAGUGGCGCACCGACCUUCUCGGCGACUAUCCGUCUGCCUCGUCUUCCGACGGAUCGGUCAGCACCGACGCCGGCAAUGCCGAAUCAGAACACGAGCUGCGCGAGCGCGCCCAACGCGAGGUGGACCGCGUGAUUGGCGACCUCGAUCCCACCUUGAGGGCCUUCCUCGAGAUGGAACGCAAGCUCAAGAAGCAGGAGCGUGAAAGGUCCAAUGCUGCUCAGACUGGCUAG
Moesziomyces antarcticus is the source of this 2859-nucleotide messenger RNA. RefSeq names its product ABC1-domain-containing protein. Gene Ontology annotation, cellular component: extrinsic component of mitochondrial inner membrane. NCBI's taxonomy places the organism in Eukaryota, Fungi, Basidiomycota, Ustilaginomycetes, Ustilaginales, Ustilaginaceae. Bases 1 to 2859 code for a protein of 952 amino acids. Gene Ontology annotation, molecular function: kinase activity. The transcript has a single exon. The record is from RefSeq and is a predicted model, not a curated record. Gene Ontology annotation, biological process: ubiquinone biosynthetic process.